AUGGCCUCUGCUGAUCAACAAGUCUUCCUCCUUGAUCUACCUCUCGAGCUCCGCAAUCAGAUCUACGGAGAACUCUUCUUCCCGUGCGGGAAAGAGCCUGCGGAGCUCAUCCAGGACGCACUUGGGCUUGCACGCACGGCAGUCCGCCAAAUCUUCCCAUACGACGUCAGUCUCCGCAAGAAACCCAGAUUUGAUACCGCCAUUAUCCGCACCUGCAAGCAGAUCCAAGACGAAGCCGAGGAGGUUCUCUAUGGAACAUCCUCAUUUAAUCUCAUGUAUCCAGACUGGAGCAAUAACGUCAAAGUCUCGUAUAAGUUUCUCGAAUCUCUCGUGCCUCGAAACCGAAAGAGAAUUCGCAGGAUAGAGAGGAAGUGCUACUCGAAGAGUGACCGGGACACCAUCUCACUCACGGACUGGAAGCUUUUCAUGACGUUCCUAAGCAGAGAGUGCCCGAAUCUCAUCUCGCUGAAGCUGUGGGGUCCUGGUGACCGUCACGAGGCGCCUCAGUGGAUUGAGAGCUGCCAGCGGGAGAAGGAGUGGGUACAAGCGAUAUUGCAGAUCAAGACACUGAAGCACUUUGAUGUUCCUGUCAUCAAGGGUGGCAUCAUUUACCAAUACCCGGAGUUCACUGGCGACUUCCUCCCGUGGCUGAAAACUACGCUUCUCCAGCCUGCCAAGGAUCACCCUGCAGCGCAACUGACGCAGACCGACAACGUCAAUCGAUCUCCGCACCAGCCGUUUCCAUUGAUGAGGUUACCAGUGGCCAUACGUCAGCGCAUUUACGGCCAUGCCCUUCUGCCGCCAUCGAAACAUGUGCAUCCGUACAUCCGGCCAUGGUACGACCAAACGACUCGCAAUCUCAUCCCCCUUCUUCGAACAUGCCGCCAAGUCCGCGAAGAAGUCGAAGAAGCUUUCUAUAGUACGGCUGUAUUUACAUCGUUGAAACCCAUAAAGUACGAUACCGGCCUUCUCCACUUCUUCCGCGGUACACAAAACGCCCUGAGGACUGUAAAACAACACGACGGGCUUCCACUACGAUUGCGUGGGCUGAUUCGGCAUGUACGAGUCGAGAACGCAUGGUCCAUACGAUUCUAUCUGCUUCACUUCCUGGCACAAGGAAUCGAAAGCUUGCAAACCCUUACGUUGGUCCUCGAUAACGAUAGCGUCGACGACUUAAAUGCGCUCUUCGAGGGUGGUAUGCCACGGCCAUGGGACCCUCAAGACCGUUUAUCUAGGAUUUCCCCCGGAAGGCGUCGGUAUUCAAAGCUCUGGUCGAGAAGGUUUUUAAGGCAACUGGCUAGGAUACCGGGCGUCAGGAUCAUGAUCGCCGAGGGAAGAGCGCUUCAUCCGGAUGUUAGACCUUACCUUGAAACAGGUCUGAGGAGUAUCUAUCUGAGUAAAGAAAUUGAUGUGCUGGAAGCUUGGAUUAUCGACGACCAGCCUUUAGGAGGGAAGGAGGCAGAAUAA
Molecule: messenger RNA, 1467 nt
Organism: Coniosporium apollinis CBS 100218
Lineage: Eukaryota; Fungi; Ascomycota; Dothideomycetes
Exons: 1
Coding region: 1-1467 (488 amino acids)
Source: RefSeq, a predicted model, not a curated record